Messenger RNA from Colletotrichum graminicola M1.001, 1065 nucleotides. RefSeq lists its product as uncharacterized. The transcript has a single exon. The record is from RefSeq and is a predicted model, not a curated record. Lineage: Eukaryota; Fungi; Ascomycota; Sordariomycetes; Glomerellales; Glomerellaceae. Bases 1 to 1065 code for a protein of 354 amino acids.
AUGGCCAAAUCACCACACCCAUCACCCUACACGCCCAUAUCAUCACCAACAGCCCACGAACCACCAGAUGGACGCGCUCGCUCCUCAGCCACAAAGUGGGAUCCGGGACCGGACUCCACGACCUUCGCGCUCGUCCCCGCUGCGUCCUACAACACCCUCGUCCAGCUCCGGCCGCUUACCUCGCGCCUGCUGCGCGGCCGACGGCGGCUACGCCGGCUCCUCCUCCCGGCAGAGCCCGGCUCAGACGUCCUUCACGCCCUCCUCGCAAGACCCGCGGAGCUGAGCGAUGGAAGCCCCCACCUCGCGCGCGCCUUUGCCGUCGUCGUGUUUGCCAUCCUCACCAACCACGUGCGGCGUAUGGUCCUCCCCGCCCUCGGGGUCGGCGGCUUCGGCGCGCCUAUCACGGCCCUUAAGCUCGCGGCGGGCAGCCCGGCCAUUUUCCUCAAGGAGGAGAUGGAGACCGGCAUUCUCGGUAGAAGCGCGGGGUGGGAGGGCGCGUCGAAGGUCAUUGGGGACAUCGUGGGCGGGUUCGCCGUGCGGGGCGCCGUGGCCGGCACUCCCCGUCGGUGGGACAGCGAAGCGGACAAGGCCAUGGUUGUGACGGCCGUCGUCUACUGCGUCUGGGUCCUCGGGUGUGCAGAGUACGUCCACGCGAGGGCUGUCCACACCGUGGCUGUCAGCAUUGCUUACGCCAAACUCAUCCGCGGCGGGCCAACUUACCGACAGGCGCUGAGGGAGAUCCUUCUCCCCUCAACCUCGUCCGGUGUCCUCAAGGUCCUCGGAUCCCACUUAGAGCUGGCCUAUUACGUCACAUACGGACUCUUGCCACUCCUUUGCCUCGCGGCCCGGUCCGCCUUCAGGCCGGAGCCCAGGCGAGGUGGGCCGGGGCUGGCUCUUCUGGUUACCGGCUGGGCCUGGGGCACGGGAUACGUGACGCGGUACUCAAACAAGUACUACAUCGGUCUAGAGAUGAGCGGGCUUCUGCUGGUUGUGUGGUGGGUCUUGGCGGCGGCGGCCGUCUUUGUAUGGCGCGCUCUGCGGACUCGGUUUAAGGUCUACCUAUGA